Messenger RNA from Fukomys damarensis (Damara mole-rat), 6399 nucleotides. RefSeq names its product calmodulin binding transcription activator 1 (gene Camta1). The record is from RefSeq and is a predicted model, not a curated record. Gene Ontology annotation, cellular component: nucleus. Bases 104 to 5143 code for a protein of 1679 amino acids. NCBI's taxonomy places the organism in Eukaryota, Metazoa, Chordata, Mammalia, Rodentia, Bathyergidae. Gene Ontology annotation, biological process: regulation of transcription by RNA polymerase II. The transcript is spliced from 23 exons. Gene Ontology annotation, molecular function: protein binding; transcription coregulator activity; double-stranded DNA binding.
AGAGAUCAUGACGCAGCCGUCCUUUUGGAUUUCUUUUUAAUAAUGUGUGACCCUUCACCUUUGAUCCCCUGACCUGCAUUACCUUGGGUUGUUGGGAGGAUAAAUGAAACACACACUGGGAACUCAGAAGAAAGGUGCUUUUGAAACUGAACCUCAUCCUAUGGCUGUGCCAAGAGGCAGUGGUAGUGAACCCGUGGUGAAGGGCCAGGACCAUGGUUUGAAUCCACCCCGGCCUCUUGCAAGUGUUCUGACCGCAACACAUUACCUACCCUCCUUGUGCCUGAGUUUCCUCCUCUUUAAGUUGGGGAUGAUAAUAACACCUACCCAAAGGAUCAUGGAAAUUGCAGCUUAUUUAAUAACAUUUGAGAAACACGAAGAAUGGCUAACCACAUCCCCUAAGACAAGACCGCAGAAUGGCUCAAUGAUACUCUACAACAGGAAGAAAGUGAAAUACAGGAAAGAUGGGUAUUGCUGGAAAAAGAGGAAAGAUGGGAAAACGACCAGAGAGGACCACAUGAAACUCAAGGUCCAGGGAGUAGAGUGCUUGUACGGCUGCUAUGUCCAUUCCUCCAUCAUCCCCACCUUUCACCGGAGGUGCUACUGGCUCCUUCAGAAUCCCGACAUCGUCCUGGUGCACUACCUGAACGUGCCGGCCAUCGAGGACUGUGGCAAGCCCUGCGGCCCCAUCCUCUGCUCCAUCAACACCGACAAGAAGGAGUGGGCGAAAUGGACGAAGGAAGAGCUCAUCGGGCAGCUGAAACCCAUGUUACACGGCAUCAAGUGGACCUGCAGCAAUGGCAACAGCAGCUCAGGCUUCUCUGUGGAGCAGCUGGUGCAGCAGAUCCUCGACAGCCACCAGACCAAGCCCCAGCCGCGGACCCACAACUGCCUGUGCACGGGCAGCCUGGGAGCGGGCAGCAGCAUGCACCACAAGUGUAACAGUGCCAAACACCGCAUCAUCUCGCCGAAGGUGGAGCCAAGGUCGGGGGGCUAUGCGAGCCAUGCGGAAGUGCAGCACAACGAUGUGUCAGAGGGCAAACACGAGCCCAGCCACGGCAAGGGCGCCAGCCGCGAGAAGAGGAACGGCAAGGUGGCCAAGCCGGCGCUGCUGCACCAGAACAGCACCGAGGUGUCCUCCACCAACCAGGUGGAGGUGCCGGACACCACCCAGAGCUCCCCCGUGUCCAUCAGCAGUGGGCUCAACAGCGACCCGGACAUGGUGGACAGCCCCGUGGUCACGGGCGUGUCCAGCAUGGCGGUGGCCUCCGUGAUGGGGGGCGCCACAGUGUUCAUGCCCGAGGUCUCCAACGAGGCCGUGUACACCAUGUCCCCCACCGCGGGCCCCACCCACCCCCUCCUCUCGCCCGACGCCUCUCAGGGCCUGGUCCUGGCCGUGAGCUCCGACGGCCACAAAUUCGCCUUCCCCACCACGGGCAGCUCGGAGAGCCUGUCUAUGCUGCCCGCCAACGUGUCCGAAGAGCUGGUCCUCUCCACCACCCUCGACGGCGGCCGGAAGAUACCGGAGACCACCAUGAACUUUGACCCUGACUGUUUCCUCAACAACCCCAAGCAGGGCCAGACGUACGGGGGCGGGGGCCUGAAGGCCGAGAUGGUCAGCCCCAACAUCCGGCACUCGCCGCCGGCCAGCGAGAGGAGCUUCAGCUUCCCCAGCGUCCUCGCCAAGGAGAUAAAGACAGAGGACACCUCUUUUGAGCAGCAGAUGGCCAAGGAGGCGUAUUCUUCCUCCGCAGUGGCCGCGGGCUCCAGCUCCCUCACCCUGACGGCCGGCUCCAGCCUCCUGCCGUCGGGCGGCGGCCUGAGUCCCAGCACCACGCUGGAGCAGAUGGACUUCAGUGCCAUCGACUCCAACAAAGACUAUGCGUCCAGCUUCAGCCAGACGGGCCGCAGCCCCCACAUCCACCAGACCCCCUCCCCGAGCUUCUUCCUGCAGGACGCCAGCAAGCCCCUCCCCCUCGAGCAGGCCGCCCACAGCAGCCUGGGCGAUGCCGGGGGCACAUUCGUGAUGCCCACGGUGAAAACGGAGGCCUCGUCCCAGACCAGCUCCUGCAGCGGCCACGUGGAGACUCGGAUAGAGUCCACUUCCUCCCUGCACCUCAUGCAGUUCCAGGCCAACUUCCAGGCCAUGACGGCGGAAGGGGAGGUCACCAUGGAGACCUCUCAGGCGGCUGCAGGGGGCGAGGUUCUCCUUAAGUCUGGGGAGCUACAGGCCUGUGCCUCGGAACACUACCUGCAGCCUGAAAGUAACGGGGUGAUCCGCAGCGCCGGUGGGGUCCCCAUCCUGCCUGGCAACGUGGUGCAGGGACUCUACCCGGUGGCCCAGCCCAGCCUUGGCAACGCCCCCAACAUGGAGCUCAGCCUGGACCACUUCGACAUCUCCUUCAGCAACCAGUUCUCCGACCUGAUCAACGACUUCAUCUCAGUGGAGGGAGGCGGUGGCACCAUCUACGGCCACCAGCUGGUGUCGGGGGACAGCGCGGCACUCUCGCAGUCGGAAGAUGGGGCCCGCGCCCCCUUCCCCCCUGCGGAGAUGUGCAUCCCCUGCUGCAGCCCCCAGCAGGGAACCCUGCAGCUGAGCAGCGCCGAGGGGGGCCCGGGCACCAUGGCCUACAUGCACGUGGCAGAGGUGGUCUCGGCCGCCUCGGCCCAGGGCUCACUGGGGCUGCUGCAGCCCAGCGGACGGGUGUUCAUGGUGACCGACUACUCCCCAGAGUGGUCCUACCCAGAGGGAGGAGUGAAGGUCCUCAUCACGGGCCCGUGGCAAGAAGCCAGCAAUAACUACAGCUGCCUGUUCGACCAAAUCUCAGUGCCUGCGUCCCUGAUUCAGCCCGGGGUGCUGCGCUGCUACUGCCCAGCCCACGACACGGGUCUUGUGACUCUACAAGUUGCCUUCAACAACCAGAUCAUCUCCAACUCGGUGGUGUUUGAGUACAAAGCUCGGGCUCUGCCCACGCUCCCUUCCUCCCAGCACGACUGGCUGUCAUUGGACGAUAACCAGUUCAGAAUGUCCAUCCUGGAGCGGCUGGAGCAGAUGGAGCGGAGGAUGGCCGAGAUGACGGGCUCACAGCAGCACAAGCAGGCCAGCGGAGGUGGCAGCAGCGGAGGAGGCGGCGGUGGUGGCAACGGGAAUGGAGGAGGCCAAGCGCAGUGUGCCUCCGGGCCUGGGACCUUGGGGAGCUGCUUCGAGAGUCGCGUGGUCAUUGUGUGUGAGAAGAUGAUGAGCCGAGCCUGCUGGGCAAAGUCCAAGCAUCUGAUCCACUCGAAGACUUUCCGGGGGAUGACCCUCUUACACCUGGCUGCUGCCCAGGGCUACGCCACCCUGAUCCAGACCCUCAUCAAGUGGCGCACAAAGCACGCGGACAGCAUUGACUUGGAGCUGGAGGUGGACCCCUUGAAUGUGGACCACUUCUCCUGCACUCCUCUGAUGUGGGCAUGCGCCCUAGGGCACUUGGAAGCUGCUGUGGUACUGUACAAGUGGGACCGGCGGGCCAUCUCCAUCCCCGACUCUCUAGGAAGGCUGCCUUUGGGAAUUGCCCGCUCACGGGGCCAUGUGAAGUUAGCAGAGUGUCUGGAACACCUACAGAGAGACGAGCAGGCUCAGCUGGGACAGAAGCCCAGGAUGCACUGUCCCCCAAGUGAGGAGCCAGGUACAGACAGCUGGAUGGCCCAGUGGCACAGCGAGGCUGUGAGCUCUCCAGAGAUACCCAAAGGCGUCACCGUUAUUGCAAGCACCAAUCCAGAGCUGAGAAGACCUCGGUCUGAACCCUCUAAUUACUACAGCAGUGAGAGCCACAAAGAUUAUCCAGCUCCCAAAAAGCAUAAAUUGAACCCUGAGUACUUCCAGGCGAGGCAGGAGAAGCUGCUUUCCACUGCACUGAGUCUGGAACAGCCAAAUAUCAGGAAGCAGAGCCCUAGUUCUAAGCAGGCUGUCCCCGAGACAAUCAGCCCCAGUGAAGGAGUGAGGGACUACAGCCGUGAGACCUCCCCUCCCACUCCAGAGACCGAAGCCUUCCACGCCUCUGGAUCUCAGCCCGUAGUAAAGUGGAAUUCCAAAGAUCUUUACAUUGGUGUGUCUACAGUACAGGUGACUGGAACUCCGAAGGGGACCAGUGUAGUAAAGGACACAGCACCUUCUCAGGUGCGCCCGCGGGAACCAAUGAGUGUCCUGAUGAUGGCUAGCAGAGAGGUGGUGAAUACAGAGCUGGGGUCCUACCGCGAUAGUGCAGAGGACGAGGAGCACGCGCAACCCAUGGAUGACAUUCAGGUGAACAUGAUGACAUUGGCAGAACACAUUAUCGAGGCCACACCUGACCGAAUCAAGCAGGAAAGCUUUGUGCCCACGGAGUCUCCGGCCUUGGAAAGAACAGACCCCGCCGCUGUCAGCAGCACCAUGAGCUGGCUGGCCAGUUACUUAGCGGACGCUGAUCGUCUUCCGAAUGCUGCCCAUAUCAGAAGUGCAUACAACGAGCCUCUAACCCCUUCUUCUAAUACCAGCUUGAGCCCCAUUGGCUCGCCAGUCAGUGAAAUAGCAUUUGAGAAACCUAACCUUCCCUCGGCUGCCGACUGGUCUGAAUUCCUGAGUGCAUCUACCAGUGAAAAGGUGGAGAAUGAGUUUGCCCAGCUCACGCUGUCUGAUCAUGAGCAGAGAGAACUCUACGAAGCCGCCAGGCUUGUUCAGACGGCGUUCCGGAAGUACAAGGGCCGGCCCCUGAGGGAACAGCAGGAAGUGGCUGCUGCUGUCAUCCAGCGCUGUUACAGAAAAUAUAAACAGCUGACAUGGAUAGCCUUGAAGUAUGCACUUUAUAAAAAGAUGACACAGGCGGCCAUCCUUAUCCAGAGCAAAUUCCGAAGUUACUAUGAACAAAAAAAGUUCCAGCAGAGCCGGCGUGCCGCCGUGCUGAUCCAGAAGUACUACCGGAGUUACAGAAAAUGCGGCAAGAGACUGCAGGCUCGCCGGACAGCGGUGAUUGUGCAGCAGAAGCUCAGGAGCAGUUUGUUAACCAAAAAGCAGGACCAAGCUGCUCGGAAAAUAAUGAGGUUUCUACGUCGCUGUCGUCACAGCCCCCUGGUGGACCAUAGGCUGUACAAAAGGAGUGAAAGAAUUGAAAAAGGCCAAGGAACUUGAAGACAUACAGCAGCAUCCCUUAGCAAUGUGACAUUGCUUUUCAGACUGUUUUCAUUUCUGUUUUUAGCAGAGACAUGCAACACAAACGACAGACGCGCACAUGUACACACACACACACACACACACACACUCUCUCUCUCUCUCUCUCUCUCUCUCUCUCUCUCUCUCUCUCCCCCUCUCUGCAGUUUUGGGGAGAACAGCUGCAGGAUUUUAACAGGAAUGUUUUGGUCAUUGCAUUUGCACUUUCAUGGACAACUUUUAAUUUGAUCAGCAAGACAUCUUGGAACUCAAUCUUCUGUUGGAUCAUAGGAAAACAAGACACCAGGAGGAAUUGAAAGAGGCUUCCUCUUAGGAAGAAGCCGUUUUCCUUCUCAUAUAGGGCUGUAUGCAAACAUCGUGUGGAACUGUACAAAUAUCUAUACCAAAAAUAGAGAUAAGAAAAGGUGGGGAUAUGAUAGUGACAAGAAGAAUGCUGUACCUGCACCUGUGGUUAUUUCCAAGAAGCUGAAUCUGUGGGCUCGAUUAUCAAUGGAGGGCUUAGAUCAUACAAAUCUUUAUUGGUUCCGUGUGUUCUCAUUUCCUUCACUGGUUCUUAUUUCAUUUUUGUUCACUUGUUUUGAUCUCUACAGCACACUUAAUGCAACUUUUGAAAUCUGCAGGUUUUUGAUGUCUUGUGGAAAUUUGCAGAGGGGCGGGUGUGUAGUAAACGGGUAAUGCAUGGGAAAUAACGAGAAACAGCUUACAGAGUUUAAAUUUAUUUUCAUGUCCCCACCACCUCCCAAGAACCUGCGAGGAUAGUAAUCAUCUUGUCCCCUUUUCUCAUGUUCAGCACUUUAAUUUUUUGCCUUACUUUCAUGUGCAAUGAGAAUUAAGACUUGGUAAAGCAUGUAGCCUUUUUUAGUAACCUUGGAAACUAGUAAUUCUGAGGAAUCAUAAACCUUGCCUGGACAUUUGCCACCUAAACGACCAGUGUGGUGCUGCGUUCUGGCCAGUAAAUUCCAUGUUUUUGGCUCUAUCUCAUCCAAACAGAGCAGUUUCUGUGUAUAUAUAGAAAGUAGAAAUGAAAAGUGAGAAAAUAUUUGAAAGGGAUUAUAUUAAUUGCUAAAUAUUUUAUUCACAAAGGUCAAUAACGGCAAGAUAAAAUUAUUUGUAUAGUUUUGUCUGAGCAAGAAAAGAUGUGGAUGUAUUGUUUGUAUAUAUUGUAUAUAUUAAAGAGAUAUGUGCAUGAAAUCAAGAAAAAAGAAAUGAACAAAAAG